AUGGGUGUUAAGGGCCUCAUAAAGUUCCUGUCGUCGCGGUUUCCCGCUGCUAUAGAGUCGACGCCCUCGCUUGAGCGUUUCGGCGGUUGUCGAGUGUUCGUAGAUUGCGCCAUCCUGCUACAGAGGACGCUACACGCCGCCGCCACGGGAAUCCUCGCGCGAAGGCGGCGGGAUUACCGCAACGCCUCUGCGUCAGAGCGUCAGUUCGUCGACGCCCGGUCGAUAUGCAGUGAGAUAUGCAACCACGCCGCCAAGCCGCUGCUGAGGCUAAACCAGCAACUUCGGGCGGUGCGCUCGAAUCGCGGCAUUGACGCCACGUUUGUCCUGGGCUCUUCCCUGACUGUCCGUGACCUCCACGUAGCCAGUCGCAGGGCAACCCCCGGAGGCGGCGUGAACGUGUUGGAUUUGCGCAACCCACACCUGAUACCCGCGCUGCGUGCGUUCUUCGAGGGCGCAUCAGAUGGCCGGCUGUAUGCCGCCCCCAGCGAGAAGCACAUGCUCGCCAUCGCGGACCGGCUGGCUGACGCGUUCGCCCGUGUCGAGAUUCGGCAGCCCGACAUUACGAGGCGGUGCGUAGAGUUCUGUUCCAGCGACGACGAUUACGUGCUGUCCGACGACACGAACGCCAUCGCUUUCGGCGCGCCCAACGUGAUCCGCGAUUACUGCGGCCGUAACGUCUGCAACACCAUAAACCAGGCCAGAAUGCUGCAUCUGAUGGGUUUCAGCCGGGAGCAGUUUGCGGACUUCUGCGUCCUCUGCGGCACCGACGACGCCCCGCUCAUACCUCACAUAGGGCCGGAACGCGCGUAUCAGAUCAUCACAACCUUCGGGACUUUCGAGGCCUUCACGCGGUCGCCCGCCCUGGACAGUGUCCUGCGAAGCCCCCGCGUGCUGAAGGGCCUCGAGAAGCGCGAAACGAGCGUCGAGGAGUUUAAGCUCAAGUUGGAAGACGCCCGCGCGCGCCGCGAGGAGCUGCUCGUCAGACGGGCCAGAACUUAA
Molecule: messenger RNA, 999 nt
Organism: Babesia bigemina
Lineage: Eukaryota; Apicomplexa; Aconoidasida; Piroplasmida; Babesiidae
Exons: 6
Coding region: 1-999 (332 amino acids)
Molecular function (GO): DNA binding; 5'-flap endonuclease activity
Source: RefSeq, a predicted model, not a curated record